Lodderomyces elongisporus is the source of this 2523-nucleotide messenger RNA. It is a transcript of the gene ELP2, whose product is annotated as Elongator subunit. Gene Ontology annotation, molecular function: protein binding. Gene Ontology annotation, biological process: tRNA wobble uridine modification. The transcript has a single exon. Gene Ontology annotation, cellular component: elongator holoenzyme complex. The record is from RefSeq and is a predicted model, not a curated record. Bases 1 to 2523 code for a protein of 840 amino acids. NCBI's taxonomy places the organism in Eukaryota, Fungi, Ascomycota, Pichiomycetes, Serinales, Debaryomycetaceae.
AUGACAUCUCAGGAGGUUGACCAAAAGGCCAUAUUCAUUGGAACUAACAAACAAAACUAUGUAUCUGAUUAUAACCACGAGAUAUCAGUCGUAGCUUUUGGUGCAUCCAAUACUGUUGCAUUGUGGAACCCAUUAGACAAGUCUCAAAAGGGUGUAUACCAUACACUCAAGAAACAUACAGGAGAGGUCACAGGUGUUAAAUUUCUUCCAAAUACUCCAUUCUUGGUUUCCGUUGCUGAAGAUAACCAAGUCAAUGUGUGGAAGCAAAAAAGUGACAAAACAUUUUAUGAACAUUUUCAAACGCUCGAGGGUCACGAAAACUCUGUCACAUGUAUUGCCGAGAUAAACGAACAUGUAUUUGUUACUGGAGGAGCAGACCACAACAUUAUUAUAUGGUUGUUUGAUGGAGGCGAGUUUAGAUUAGGACACAAAUUUCAAGUCAAGAGCAAUUUCUAUCCUUUGGCAUUGGCAGUUCAGAACCUUGAUGAUGAAGGAAACUAUGUUCUCGCUGUUGGUGGAACUACAAGUAGCAUAUACAUUUACACGUUUCAGAUUGAUAAAACUUCAAUUGGGAAAUUCAGUACAAGUGAGGAGCUUAUGGGCCAUGAAGAUUGGGUCAAGUGUUUGCAAUUUGUUGUGCAGAGCGAGAACAAGGACUUUAUACUAGCAAGUGGAUCACAAGAUAGAUACGUUAGACUUUGGAGACUAAAGUUGAAUGAAUUUAUCGACGAUUCAGAUGAAGAUCCAAACAAGUUGAUUCUUUUAUCAAACAAACAAUACAAGUUCCAAUAUGGCGAUAACAAGCGGGCAGCAUUCAGUUUCGAGGCAUUAAUCAUGGGUCAUGAUGAUUGGAUCAGCGGUAUUCAAUGGCAUCCUUCUUACAAGUAUCAAAAGAGAUCAUCGGCAUCUUUGUCUUCUGGUUCUACACAAGCUGAACAAAAGCUUCAGCUACUCACAGCAACUGCCGAUACCGCAUUGAUGAUUUGGGAAAUGGAUGAGGAAUCUGGUAUUUGGGUUUGUGUUAGUAGGCUUGGUGAGAUGUCCAUCAAAGGUGCAUCAACAGCAACGGGUGCUUCAGGUGGAUUUUGGUCAUGUUUAUGGUUUGUGGACCCUAGUAGUCAAGAUGAGUACGUGUUAGCAAGUGGUAAAACGGGGGCUAUUAGAGCGUACAAAUCUACUACUACUGGUGGUGCUGGUGGUACUAGUGCUGCUGAUAGCAGAUAUUUUGAAGAAGUUUUGGGUGUGACUGGUGCAGUUGGUCCCAUCACUGAUGUGAAAUGGUCUUUGGAAGGUGACUAUUUUAUGGCAACUUCAUUAGAUCAAACAACGCGGCUUUAUGCUCCUUGGAAACGAACUAAAGAUGGCGAGUCAACCACUACAUGGCACGAGAUUGCUAGGCCACAGAUCCACGGAUACGACAUGAUUUGUCUUGACAAUAUUACUUCGACAAAGUUUGUUUCUGGUGGAGAUGAGAAAAUAUUGCGUGUCUUUGAGCUCACAAAAUCCAUAGACGAAAGUUUAAAGGAGUUGAGUAAUGUAAAUAUCAAUACCGAAAACUCGAUAUUGCCCGAUUUUGCGUCUUUGCCAGUUCUUGGGUUAUCAAACAAGGCAGAUGCACAAAUUCAAGAAGAAGAGAAAAACGAUGACGAGCGUGAUGAUGAUGAGAAGGAAGGUGAGCAAAGUGAUGAAGAUAAGUUCAAAGAAAGAGAAGAAGGGCCAGCAGGUGCAUCUCCACACAGUGUUCCACCGCUGGAGUCUUUUCUCCAAAGAAAUAGUUUGGCUACAGAAACUGAAAAGUUGUAUGGACAUGGUUACGAAAUUAGUUGUUGUACAACAUCGCCCAGUGGCCAGCUAAUUGCUACUGCAUGCAGAUCGAAUAAUGCUAAGCAUGCCGUGAUUAGAGUGUUUAAUGUCAGCAAGGACUAUCAACAAAGCAGCCAAGUCUUGGCAGGACACAACUUGACCAUCUCGAGUUUAGAAUUUUCUCCAGAUGGUAAAUACUUGCUUGCAGUGUCCAGAGAUCGUCAAUUUAGUUUGUGGCGCGUUGUGAAUGAAGCUAAUGCCGAAUUUGAGCUUCUAGAGUUGAACGCAAAGGCACACUCGAGAAUUAUUUGGGAUUGCUCGUGGCUAACAGUACAAGACUAUUUUGUCACUGUGUCCCGUGAUAAACAGCUCAAGCUUUGGAAAGUUGACGAUGCGAACAAUAAAGUUGAGUUGAUCAACAGUUUGAAAGUUGACGAGCCAAUUAUAUCUGUAUCGGCAUAUAAAGGGGAAUGGGAACAAGAUAAAAAUGUAGUUGCCAUUGGACUUGAAUCUGGAUCCAUCAAGAUUAUUUCCGUGUCUCUUCAAGACGAAGGGAAAUUAGAGGAAGUAUACUCUAUAGGUUCGGAUUUGACACCUUCCGAUAGGAUAUCAAAGCUUAGUUUCAGCAAUAAGCUUAUUGAUGGUGUAUUCUACUUGGCAGUGGGUAGUAAUGACACAUCAGUAAGGCUCUAUGCUUUGCUGAAGACUAUUUGUCAGUAG